GGAGACAACAAGUUGACGGGCAAACCGUCUUGUUUUUUAACAAGUCUUCUCAUGGUUUGCUUCCGUCUGCCAUUUUUCAGAUCCAUUGCUUUGACUGUACCCUCGGAAGCUUACAACUACCCCAAGUCAUAAAAUUCCAAGGCAACCAAGAGACCUACGCUGAAGGAAUGCACCAGAAACUGGUUCUGAAGGGCUUAGGAAUGACUGAGGAAGAUGCCUAAGGUAAUGCGGCCUGUAGGAAGGAGAGCCGCGCGUCGUCUGCUUCAAACAUGACCAGCUGGCUCGGCGGGCUUGCAGACAGACAGGGUGCCAAGCUGAAGAUUUGCCAUAGACAAAGAGAAUUUAAAGCUGCAAGGCAGUUUGCUACGCAAGGCGGUCGAUCUGGCUUAGUUUCAAGAGGCUUAACACAGGACUCAAGAGGGCUCAAGAGCCAAUAUCUUGGCCUGGGCCAAGCCGUGCCACAGGCCGACAGUCCGACUUGUGCUGCUGGGAGACAAAGACAGCUACUUCAUGCUCUAUUACACACGGAUUCAUAGAUGAAGCCAAGAGAAAUAACAGAAAUGGAUAAGGAGGACAGAGAUGAGGAAGAGGAAGAAGAGGAGGAGGAGGAGGAGGAGGAGGAGGACGACGACGAGAUAGAAGAUUCCAAUGAGGAGCAAAUAUCUGGCGAAGUAAGUACUGAGAAUUCAGACAAAGAAGAAGCUGACAAAGAAGAUGUAGAGGUAAAAGAUACAAACACUGAUGCAGUGGAAGGAGAUAACACAUCAAGAGGAAGCAAGCCAAGAAGCAUCGUGGAGGCUAUGAAUGACUACCUGGAGAGUAUAUUCUCCACUGAGGAGGAACAGGAUGAAGAGAUUGAGGAGGAGCUGACAGCCAUGUACCGUCUGCUGUGGAGGAUCCUGAGUGCCACCGUGGGUAUCAUCGCCCUGGUGGUCACCGUUACUAAGUAUCCUCAGUACCUCAAUAUCCUUCAUGAAAAUAAACUGUGGUUCUCCAACAUAAAGGAAGUUGAACGUGAAAUAUCUUUCCGCACUGAGCAAGGUCUGUAUUAUUCCUACUACAAACAGCUAAUUGAAGCUCCUACUUGGAUACAGGGUUAUCAACAGCUACUUAGGGACAAUGCAACAGAACACGGACGAACAAUUAAUAUUGUGCACCGCUUCAAUAUCUUACCAGAAAUGAUCAUCAGUAUUGUUUACAGAUGGCUGUCUCCUGAAGAGGCUCCCAGUGUGUUCUAUGUAUCCAGUGUAUUUCUCCUGCAUGGUGUAUAUGGAGCCACUCUCUACAUCACUUCCUGGCUUCUGAGUGACUCUGUGUUGGCUGGCAUGAUAGCAGUUACUCUGUUUAUAAUCCACAGGAUAGAUACAACAAGAGUGAACUAUGCUGUUCCCUUGAGAGAGAGCUUUGCAAUACCUCUGCUGUUUCUUCAAGUACUCCUCAUAUGCAUGUAUAUUCGAACCAACAACUGGAAGAAAGUCAAGUUGGCAGGAAUCACUGUGCUGACUGUGAUGUUCCUGUUGAGUUGGCAGUUUGGACCAUUUGUUCUUCUCUGCCAGCUCUCCUGUUUGAUGGUUCUUAGCAGAUUUCUUCUAUUGCCUGCAUCUAAAGUGAGCAUGAUGGUGGUUGUGGUGGCUGUCAGUCUGCUGGUGAACUGUGUAGUGCAGAACAAGCCACCUCUCCUGAUAUCCUCCCCUGCCUUGUCCAUGGUGGUUCCUGCCCUCAUCAUCAGCAUGACACCAUCAGAUGGCAGCCUUGGAGCCUUUCUGAGGUUCACCAUCGCAGCAGCAGAAAUGUCUUUGGUGUUGCUGGCCACUGUUCUGAUCAGUGGUGCCAUAAAAAUCUUCAUGAACAUAGAUGCAGAUUCUCAUGUCUAUCAGCUUCUGCUGGCCAAGUUUCAAGUAGGAGAUCCAAGAGAUUUUGAUUCACGGCUGUACAUGUGCACUGAGGCCUUCGAUUACAUGGACUUAGAGACAGUGGGCAGACUUUGUGACAGUGGACUUCUGUUUGCUUAUGGCCUUGGUAUUCUCAUUUAUUCCAUAUCCACCUUGAGAGUGUUCCUUAACAAUGCUCUUGAAGUAACAGAAGAUUCAGAGACAGAAAAGUUCUUUGAAAAUAGACAAAAGAAUCUUGAACUGUCCAUGAAUUCAGAGGCAUUUCUGUUUGAUCAGUAUGAAGAAACAGAAGAAAGAAAAGAAGCAGUGAACUAUGAAAGGGACAUGUUUGAAGAUAUGACCUGUGAUGGGAAAGAUAUGCUUGAAGAAGAUAUAACACAGUGCAGUGCAUCUCUUCAGUGUUCCACAGAGCAGCAGAUCAUAAAGGGAAGACUAGACUUAGUUUUCUUUGUAGGAAUGUCUGUGAUGUGGAACAUUUUGGCUGCACUCAUCAUGCGCCUGAAGGUGCUGUGGAUGCCAACUGUGUGUGUGAUUGUCGGGGUUGUAAUGGCAGACCGACAGGUGUGUGUCGCCUUGACUCAGGUGCUCGGGGUGCGGGCAGUGAGACUACCACAGUGGUUCCCAGGAGGCCUCAAGAUGGUUAUUGCUUUGGGAUACCUUCUUUAUCUUAUCCAAAAGUUUUGGGGCCAGCUGUCUUCUGAAAUAUGGCCUGAAGAAGUGUAUGAAUUCUGGGAUCCUGACACAGUGGAGCUGAUGGAGUGGAUCCAGUCAUACACCCCCACUACUGCUGUGUUUGCUGGCUCCAUGCAGCUUUUGGCAGGUGUUAAGCUUUGUACCAGACGCCACAUCACCAACCACCCACAUUAUGAAGACUCAUGGCUUAGGGAUCGCACACAUGAGAUAUACAAGAUAUAUGGAUGUGAAUCUCCAGAAAUUGUGUACAACACUUUGAAGGCUGCUGGUGCUACUCAUAUAAUUCUGGAGGACAGUAUUUGCUUGGCUCCUCCUGAUCCCAGACAUCCACUCUGCAGACUUGUGGACAUAGUGGAUCUUCACAGCGGCCAUUUCCCUGAAGGAGAAGUGAAAAAUAUACCUGGGCUUCAGGCAUGCAAGCACAGACGAUUUUGUGAUGCGGUUCGCCAUAGAACAAAGGAGUAUAGUAGAUUGUUCUCUCUAGUAAUGAAUAACAAGACAUUCAGAGUGUACAGCUUGAUGGGAACAUAGCAGUAAUCAAGAAACCUUUAUAGCCUGAGACUGUGUUAAACACUGAACAUUUGUUUUACAUAUUUGAGCUGUCACUUAUUGUCUUCAUUAUUUUAUUUAAGGAAAACUGCAUGUUCAUUUAUUAAUACAAAAGUACCCAUAGAGCUUUCCUUUCACCCAUGGUGCCUAGUAACAUUCUGAAGCAUAUAUUUUUUGUAUUAUGUAUUUUAAGACUGGUAUAAUCUUUAACUUUAUCUGAAUUUCUUAAAUAUUUGUGCAAUAUUUUUCAGUUGAUUUUUGUUGUUUGUUUUUAAGAAUCACAUUCAGCAGUAACUGGCAUCAGAUGGCCAAGAAAACUGUCAGGUUCCCUUAGUGGCAGGAAAACAAAUCCAUCAGUGUUGGUUAAAUAUCAACAUGAUGCUAGUAUUCUCAAGAUUGUCUCUGAUGCUAUUCUGUACAGCCAAUCAUGGAAUGCAGGCUAUUUUUGUGAAUGAUGAGCCUUUUUAGGAAUAUUAGGUAUUAUCAAAUGAUUCCAGUGUCAUGAUUCACUGAAAUAAUUGAUUUUGUUACUGGUAAAGGCUAUAACUGUCCUUGAAAUGUAAGGUUGUAAAUACUCCCUGAGAAUGUGAAAUGCAGAACUGCUCAGCUUAUGGCAGUGUCAUCACAUGGCCACACAUUUUCUUGUGCAGUAGAUAGGCAAGUACCACACUUGACAUUCAGAGCACCUCAUCACCAUGAGUACUGCAUAUCCAUCAGCCAUUUUUCCUUUCUUAGAGUCAACUAGGUUCCCCUCUCAGCCUGGAGAAAUUAAUCUCUAUUUUUCUUACUUCUGUCUUUUUUUUUUAGCAAUCUGCCAAUGUAGCAGACAGUGGCUGCCUUAACAUAUAGCCUGGCUGCAGCCUCUCCAAUUUCAGUGUUUGGUUUUCAUGACAAGGAAGCUGUCCACUGUAUACAGCUGCUCAAAGUACUUGCUUCAUAAUGCUCUGUAACACUCUGUGUCCAUUAUGAGACAGUUGUUAUGUGCCAUUCAGACUGUGCUCAAGUGAGGAGGUAGAUUUUGAGCCAGUCUGAUUAACAGUAAAGGACAUUAGCAUUAAGGUGACCUGUGUCUUUAGAUAGGAUGUAGGAUGGCAGUGUACUUUGUUUGUUGUUUACAUUUUAUUCAAGAUCUAGCCAUGUUAACUUUAACUGAGUUUGAUUUAUUCUUUAUAGUUUUUAAAGUUUUACAUUAAAGAUAUGCAAUAGUCCUUUGAAGUCCUCAAGAAUGCCAAGCUUGUGAACUAGUUUAGGUUGGCACAUUUUCAGAGCACAUAUCCAAAAUGAGUUUCAUGCUCAUGAACAUACAUCAAAUAUUUGUUGCCUUAUAUGAUUUUUUAUUUGUUUUGUCUUAAUGGUCUUUGGCUAUGAAGCCUAGCUUGACUGUAGCAAGUCCAUGAUUGUUUGCUUAGAACCCAGAAAUUAAGUAAGUCCAGAAGUCCAGCAGUUGUAAAGACUCCUUUAAUGAUUUAAAUCAUAUAAUGAUUUAUAGUAAUUCCAGUCCAUCAACUAAAUUAAUCUAUGUUGCAAUAGUGCCAUUGUCUACAUUCCAUAUUGCAGUGUGCAAUGGCUAUGAUUGCCUGAGAUGAUACGGUGACAUGGUUAAGAUUGACAGGACAAGGAUUUACAAAAAUAGGAUAGAUACUGUAGAUAAAACAUGAUGACCUCUUAUAAAAUGUGGGGAUAGAGUAUUGGAGUACAGUAUUUCCAAGUGAGUGUGAGGGAAAGUGAAGUGGAAUGUGCAGAUGUAGGGUGUGUGAAUAGGAGCUGGUAGAGACUGAUGGUCAUGGCCAUACCCUUGAGGGAACUCCAAGAAAUGUGCAUCAGCAUUUAUAUCUAGAUAGAUAAAUAGAACAUCAGGGAACCAGCUUUUUUGUAAGGCAUCAUUUUGUAAAGAAAACUUUAGAUAUCUGAGAGAAUUAUUUAUAGAAUCAUGAAAUUUUCCAUACUGUUUUUUUUUUUUUUUUUUUUUUUAGUACUAUUUAUGCAUGAAAAGUGAAACAACAUGAUUCUUUUCCUGUUAUAUGUUUGUAACACUACAACUGUUUGUAAUGGUAUUUCAUAAAUCCCCCCAAAAAAAAGAAAAAGAAAAGUGUAAAUUA
Molecule: messenger RNA, 5233 nt
Organism: Scylla paramamosain (green mud crab)
Lineage: Eukaryota; Metazoa; Arthropoda; Malacostraca; Decapoda; Portunidae
Product: probable C-mannosyltransferase DPY19L3
Exons: 15
Coding region: 537-3116 (859 amino acids)
Cellular component (GO): nuclear inner membrane
Molecular function (GO): mannosyltransferase activity
Source: RefSeq, a predicted model, not a curated record